Molecule: messenger RNA, 525 nt
Organism: Caenorhabditis remanei
Lineage: Eukaryota; Metazoa; Nematoda; Chromadorea; Rhabditida; Rhabditidae
Exons: 5
Coding region: 1-525 (174 amino acids)
Source: RefSeq, a predicted model, not a curated record
AUGUGCUUGUGCGGACUGCUGAACAUCACUCAUUCGGUACACUUGAUAUUAUGUAUAGAGGUGUUCUUUGCCCUGAUCCUAUUAAUCCAGUCUCCCGAUUUGCUAACAAUGAACGGCACCUAUUUCUAUUUUUUGGGAUUUUUCGAUGGUGGUGGAUGGUUUUUCUUUGCUCUACAUGUGUCUUUGUGCAUCACCUGUCUAAUCUCCUCGGCUCUUCUCUACAUCGGCUCCCGAUGCCAAAUGCCGUCACUAAUACUUCCGCACGUUUUCUGGCAAUUCGGAUUUAUAAUCGUUUCCGUUUUGGCAAUCAUAGUUCUAAUGACACUAGGAUUCAGUGGGAAGAUGUUGAUGCCUUCAAGUAUUGUUCUGAGUUCAAUGAUGGGUGUGGCAGGUAUCUGCGAGAUGUGGUGGUGUCUCCUAUCUGUUGCCUACUACCGACAUGUUUGUGAUACCAAGGACCGGCCGUUCUCCACGUCAGUGUCCCCAGAUGAGGAUCCUCUGUGUGCCAGGGACAGUUUAGUUUGA